GGGCUCCCGUGCUCCCGGGCGGGGCGCUGCUAUUUCUGUCCCCGCGGCGGGAAGCAGGGGCGCCGGCGCCAUUUCGCUCCCAGCCGGGAAGCACCAUGAGCACCGCGGCCUUCCACGUGGCGGGGCUGCUGGAAAAGAUGACAUCCAGCGACAAGGACUUCAGGUUCAUGGCCACCAGCGACCUGAUGGCGGAGCUGCAGAAAGACUCCAUCCAGCUGGAUGAAGACAGCGAGCGCAAGGUCGUGAAGAUGCUGCUUCGGCUCCUGGACGACAAGAAUGGCGAGGUGCAGAACCUGGCUGUGCGGUGCCUGGGUCCGCUGGUGGGCAAGGUCAAGGAGUGCCAAGUGGAGACCAUCGUGGACGCCCUCUGUGCCAACAUGCGGUCCGACAAGGAGCAGCUCCGGGACAUUGCUGGCAUCGGCCUCAAGACUGUGCUGUCGGAGCUGCCCCCUGCAGCCACAGGCUCCGGGCUGGCCACCAGUGUGUGCCGGAAGGUCACGGGCCAGCUCACCAGUGCCAUCGCCCAGCAGGAGGAUGUGGCGGUGCAGCUGGAAGCCCUGGACAUCCUGUCGGACAUGCUCAGCAGACUGGGCGCUCCGCUGAGCUCCUUCCACGCCAGUCUGCUGCACUGCCUGCUGCCCCAGCUGAGCAGCCCGCGCCUGGCUGUGCGCAAGCGGGCGGUCGUCGCGCUUGGACACCUGGCGGCCACCUGCAACGCCGACCUCUUCGCGGAGCUCGUCGACCACCUGCUGGAGCGGCUGCCCGGCCAGCGCACGCCCGCCGGCUCCGCCGCGCUCCGCACACUGGUGCAGUGCGUGGGCAGCGUGGGACGCCAGGCGGGACACCGGCUUGGGCCCCACCUGGACCGCCUGGUGCCGCUGCUGGAGGAGUUCUGUGGCCUGGAAGACGACGAGCUCCGAGAGUCCUGCCUGCAGGCCUGUGAGGCUUUCCUGAGGAAGUGCCCCAAGGAGAUGGGGCCCCACGUGCCCAGCGUGACCAAACUUUGCCUCCAGUACCUGAAGCACGACCCCAACUACAACUACAACAGUGACGAGGAUGAGGAGCAGAUGGAGACAGAGGACAGCGAGUCCAGUGAGCAAGGCCACAGACCUCCUGUCUCCUUCCCGCCAGAGACCGAGGAUGAGUACAGCGACGAUGAUGACAUGAGCUGGAAGGUACGGCGGGCGGCGGCCAAGUGCUUGGCAGCCCUGCUGGGCUCGAGGCCUGACCUACUGCCCGAGCUGCACCACAGCCUGGCGCCGGCGCUCGUGCACAGAUUCCGCGAGCGAGAGGACAAUGUCAAGGCCGACGUGUUUGCUGCCUACAUCGUGCUGCUGCGGCAGAUUCGGCCGCCUCAGGGCUGGUCAGAGGCGGUGAAGGAGCCCACUCCCGCAGGCAGCAGCCUCCAGGUGCUGCGAGGACAGGUACCCCUGGUGAUCAAGGCCCUGCAGCGGCAGCUGAAAGACCGCAGUGCCCGGGUACGCCAGGGCUGCUUCAACCUCCUGGCAGAGCUGGCAGGCGUCCUCCCGGGGAGCCUGGCCGAGCACAUGCCCGUGUUAGUGUCAGGCAUCAUCUUCUCACUGGCUGACCGCUCCAGCUCCUCCACCAUCCGGAUGGAUGCCCUGACCUUCCUGCAGGGGCUGCUGGGCACAGAACCAGCUGAGGCCUUCCACCCCCACCUGCCCAUCCUCUUGCCACCAGUGAUGGCCUGCGUGGCCGACCCUUUCUAUAAGAUCGCGGCCGAGGCCCUGCUGGUGCUCCAAGAGCUGGUGCGUGUGCUAUGGCCACUGGGCAAGCCUCGGGUGCUGGACCCUGCGCCCUACGUGGCAGAGAUGUCUGAGGCCACGCUGGUACGGCUCCGUGCCACCGACCUGGACCAAGAGGUGAAGGAGCGGGCCAUAUCCUGUGUGGGCCACCUCGUAGGCCACCUGGGUGACCAGCUUGGGGACACCUUGCAGCCCACACUCUUGCUCCUCAUUGACCGCCUGCGAAACGAAAUCACUCGGCUGCCUGCCGUCAAGGCGUUGACCCUGGUGGCUGCGUCCCCACUGCAGCUUGACCUGCGGCCCAUCCUUGCCGAGGUGCUGCCCGUUCUGGCUUCAUUCUUGCGCAAGAACCAGCGGGCAUUGCGACUGGCCACACUGGCCGCUCUGGAUGCCCUGGCCCAGGGUCAGGGCCGUGGCCUCCCACCGUCUGCUGUACGGACCGUGCUGGCCGAGCUGCCUGCCCUGGUCAGCGAGAGCGACAUGCACGUGGCCCAGCUGGCCGUGGACUUUCUGGCCACCGUGACCCCGGUCCAGCCGGCCUGCCUGGCGGAGGUGAGCGGCACCGUGCUGGCUGAGCUCCUGCGGCUGCUGCGCUCUCCGCUGCUGCCGGCCAGCGUGCUGGUGGCUGCCGAGGGCUUCCUGCAGGAACUGGUGGGGACCCGCCCCCCAUGCGUGGCCUACACCGAGCUCCUCAGCCUGCUCACUGCGCCUGUGUACGAGCAGGCUGGGGAUGGCGGACCAGCCUUGCACAAGCAGGUGUUCCACUCGCUGGCCCGCUGCGUGGCUGCCCUCUCGGCUGCCUGUCCCCAGGAGGCAGCGGGCACAGCCAACCGCCUGGUCAGGGACGCCAGGUCGCCACACUCCAGCACAGGGGUCAAGGUGCUGGCCUUCCUGUCGCUGGCUGAGGUGGGCCAGGUGGCCGGGCCAGGCCCCCAGCGCGAGCUGAAGGCUGUGCUGCUAGAAGCCCUGGGGUCACCCAGCGAGGACGUGCGGGCCGCAGCCUCCUAUGCACUGGGUCGUGUGGGCGCCAGGAACCUGCCCGACUUCCUGCCGUUCCUGCUGGCGCAGAUUGAGGCCGAGCCUCGGCGCCAGUACCUGCUGCUACAGGCGCUUCGGGAAGCGCUGGGGGCUGCGCCACCUGACGGCCUGAAGCCCUAUGCUGAGGACGUCUGGACGCUGCUCUUCCAGCGCUGUGAGAGCACCGAGGAGGGCACCCGGGGCGUGGUGGCCGAGUGCAUCGGGAAGCUGGUGCUUGUGAACCCCUCAUUCCUCCUGCCCCGCUUGCAGAAGCAGCUCACAGCAGGUCAGCCGCACACCCGGAGCACCGUCAUCACAGCAGUCAAGUUCCUCAUCUCGGACCAGCCGCACCCCAUCGACCCCCUCCUGAAGACUUUUGUUGGGGACUUCAUGGAGAGCCUGCGGGACCCGGACCUGAGUGUGCGCCGCGCCACUCUGGCCUUCUUCAACUCAGCAGUGCACAAUAAGCCCUCGCUGGUUCGGGACCUGCUGGAUGCCAUCUUGCCGCUCCUCUACCAGGAGACCAAGGUCCGCCGGGACCUCAUCCGAGAGGUGGAGAUGGGGCCCUUUAAGCACACAGUGGACGACGGGCUCGAUGUGCGCAAGGCGGCCUUCGAGUGCAUGUACUCCCUGCUCGAGAGCUGCCUGGGCCAGCUGGACGUGAGUGAGUUCCUGAGCCACGUGGAGGAUGGGCUGAAGGACCACUACGACAUCCGGAUGCUGACCUUCAUCUUGCUGGCUCGGCUGGCAACGCUGUGCCCAGCGCCCGUUCUGCAGAGAGUGGACCGGCUCAUCGAGCCGCUGCGGGCCACCUGUGCUGCCAAGGUCAAAGCCGGCUCCGUGAAGCAGGAGUUCGAGAAGCAGGAUGAGCUGAAGCGCUCGGCCAUGCGGGCGGUAGCGGCCCUGCUCACCAUCCCCGAGGCGGGGCGGACCCCCAUCAUGGCCGACUUCGCCGCCCAGAUCCACUCCAGCCCCGAGCUCGCCGCCCUCUUCGAGAGCAUCCAGAAGGACCCUGCUUCGGCGCCCGGAGCGGAGCCCAUGGAGCUCAGCUAGUCCACCCGGCGCCUGGCCACCAAGCCCCAGGCCCAACCUCCAUCUGGCUGGGGACCCGGGCUCAGGGACCCCCGGCCUGGGCUGCCCCCUAACUCAGGGUAGUCACUGAAUUCCGGUCACACGGUCAGGCCUCCAUAGCCACUUUGGUGCCCUCUAAGAGGGCAGCCCUGCCCAGCACAGCGCUCAGGCAGAGGCUGCUCACACGGAGGCAGUGGUCUGGAGCCCGGCUCCCGCUCCAGCACGGAUCAGUCUAGAGUUGCAGUGUUGUGACUGGCGGCAGUGGAUCCGCCCCUCAAAGGCAUGGAGACAUUUCCUACCGGAGGAUGGAGACAGGGCGGGGCCGGCCGAGUGUAUCAUCUCCAACUUCAAAAUACGAAAUAGCACAUUGUGGUUUCAAAUGUGCAAUUCCUAGUUUUUAGUAUUUAAGACAAACGACAGGUUCAAGUAUUUCGUGUGAUACUCAAGACGAAUAAAGAAAAUUCUGUUGUUA
Molecule: messenger RNA, 4326 nt
Organism: Chinchilla lanigera (long-tailed chinchilla)
Lineage: Eukaryota; Metazoa; Chordata; Mammalia; Rodentia; Chinchillidae
Gene: Cand2
Product: cullin-associated and neddylation-dissociated 2 (putative)
Exons: 15
Coding region: 96-3836 (1246 amino acids)
Biological process (GO): protein ubiquitination; SCF complex assembly
Cellular component (GO): nucleus
Source: RefSeq, a predicted model, not a curated record